Terrapene triunguis (Three-toed box turtle) is the source of this 579-nucleotide messenger RNA. RefSeq names its product diazepam binding inhibitor, acyl-CoA binding protein (gene DBI). The transcript is spliced from 4 exons. The coding region runs from base 110 to 373 and encodes 87 amino acids. Lineage: Eukaryota; Metazoa; Chordata; Testudines; Emydidae. Gene Ontology annotation, molecular function: fatty-acyl-CoA binding. Gene Ontology annotation, biological process: fatty acid metabolic process. The record is from RefSeq and is a predicted model, not a curated record.
GCUGAAGUAGGGGUUCUGUGGGCGAAGGCGGAAACGCUGCUGCACGUUGGCAGGAGGGUCCAAGCCAGUGAAUCCGCCACACACCGACUCGCUGCUGCCGGCCGCUGCUAUGUCUCAGGCUGAGUUUGAUAAAGCUGCUGAAGAAGUUAAGCAACUGAAAUCUCAACCGACAGAUGAAGAAAUGCUGUACAUCUACAGUCACUUCAAACAAGCUACAGUUGGAGAUAUAAACACAGAGCGCCCUGGUUUUCUUGACUUCAAAGGCAAAGCGAAGUGGGAUGCCUGGAAUGCAUUAAAAGGAAUGGCCAAAGAAGAGGCAAUGAAAGCUUACAUAGCAAAAGUGGAAGAAUUAAAGGGCAAAUAUGGCAUCUAAGAAUUGCAUCCACUCCCCACUUGUGGACCUGAAAUGUGCCUUAUUUCUUAAUAUGUGGGAUAACUGAUUACUGGGGGUGACUGGAAUGUGUAGUGUACUGCAGUUUGAGUUCUGCAAUUCAGAUUAAACUUCUGUCUAAUUGUAAAUUACACCUAAUGAAUUGGGUAGCUUUACUCUGUGAAUCAUUAAAGUACAUUUGUUACUUA